AUGGGAUUGGUAGAACGAGAAUCCGAGAUGCAAGAAUUGAAUGCUCCUAGACCUGGAAGAUCGCGAGAUCUUUUCGGAGUACAAUUGGAGGUUACUUCGUUACUUUUGGAGGGUGAACGUCGCAAAUUGGCAGUCUUGCAAAGAGAAUUGCAAGCAGCCCUUGAGGAAGGUGGAAGCGUAAAAGUGAAAGAGAAGCAGCGACAAGAAUUGCUACAUGCUAUAUCGAAAAUUCAAGGACAACACGAACAACUCGACAAAGAAUACAGGAUUCACGCUGCUGGUGUUCUCCUAUGUAACUCAAGGGGCUCCGGAAAGGAGCUCUCAGGAAGCUUUAGAGGUGGUGGCGGUGGUGGUGGUGGUGGUGGUGGUGGCAGUGGCGGAAGGCAGUUUCUGGGCGGUGGAGGGUGCGGAUCGUCGUCCGCAAAGCCGUGCGUUCACCCCGUACCGCCACGACAACAGGGCGUCGUUCGUUCUGGUGCGAGCGCCGGGAGUCCGCCGGGGUUUCGUCGAACUUUCCUCGAACCAACGGGUCGAACUGAUCAAACCGGUCGUUUGGCCGAGUAG
Atta colombica is the source of this 564-nucleotide messenger RNA. RefSeq names its product protein no-on-transient A-like. The transcript has 5 exons. The record is from RefSeq and is a predicted model, not a curated record. The coding region runs from base 1 to 564 and encodes 187 amino acids. Lineage: Eukaryota; Metazoa; Arthropoda; Insecta; Hymenoptera; Formicidae.